Molecule: messenger RNA, 4048 nt
Organism: Nothobranchius furzeri (turquoise killifish)
Lineage: Eukaryota; Metazoa; Chordata; Actinopteri; Cyprinodontiformes; Nothobranchiidae
Gene: bms1
Product: BMS1 ribosome biogenesis factor
Biological process (GO): endonucleolytic cleavage of tricistronic rRNA transcript (SSU-rRNA, 5.8S rRNA, LSU-rRNA); maturation of SSU-rRNA from tricistronic rRNA transcript (SSU-rRNA, 5.8S rRNA, LSU-rRNA); ribosome biogenesis
Cellular component (GO): 90S preribosome; nucleus
Molecular function (GO): GTPase activity; GTP binding; U3 snoRNA binding
Source: RefSeq, a predicted model, not a curated record
UUUCUAUAAGGUGACACACUUCCGGUUCGGAGCUCUCGUUGCACACGUGAGAUCAACAAAACUCAAACUAAAGCAGAACAAAAGCGCGUAUUUACUCGUUUACUGAGGCUAAUUUCUUACUGGACAUUUCCGGUGGUGCGUGAGUUUCCGCGGAGACGAACUGAGCGGAUUUUGUGUUUUAUUUGGACUUUAAUCCGCUUCGGGCGAGUUAAACACGCAGCACAGGCUCGGAAACUGGAGGAGAAAAGGUCCCGGUUCUCACUCGGGAACGGAGGAAAACAGCUGACUUAAAGGAGAAGAGUGGACAGGAUGGACGGAAAGGUUAAGAAACAGAAGAAGCACCAGCAGAAGCACAGUGGGCCGAAAGCAGAGAAGAAGAAACUCAGGAAGCAUAAUGGACCAACGGAGGAAGAUGACCGGAGACGCAACCCCAAAGCGUUUGCAGUUCAGUCUGCUGUCCGCAUGGCCAAGACCUUCCACAGGGCCCAGGAUAUAAAAACCAGGAAACAUCACAUCCCUCUUGUUGACCGAAUGCCCCUCGAACCUCCUCCUGUCGUAAUUGUGGUUGUCGGCCCCCCCAAAGUGGGGAAAAGCACCCUUAUUCGCUGUCUGAUCAAGAACUUCACUCGGCAGAAGCUUGGUGAUAUCUGUGGACCUGUGACCAUCGUCUCCGGUAAGAAGCGGCGCCUGACCUUCGUCGAGUGUAACAACGAUAUAAACACGAUGAUUGAUCUGGCCAAGGUGGCUGACCUGGUGCUGAUGCUGAUCGAUGCCAGCUUUGGCUUUGAGAUGGAGACGUUUGAGUUUCUCAACAUUUGCCAGGUGCACGGUUUCCCUCGUGUCAUGGGAGUGCUGACUCAUCUAGAUUCGUUCAAGAACAACAAGACUCUGAGGAAGACCAAAAAAAACCUCAAACAUCGUUUCUGGACAGAGGUUUACCAGGGAGCCAAAUUGUUCUACCUGUCUGGGAUGCUCUACGGUGAAUAUCAGACUCAGGAGGUGAAGAACCUCGGCCGCUUCAUCUCAGUCAUGAAGUUUCGUCCUCUCGUAUGGCAGACUUCUCAUCCUUAUGUGCUAGUAGACCGCCUAGAGGACCUGACCAAUCCUGAGAAGGUUAGGAUGGACCCCAGGUGUGACCGGACUGUGUCACUCUACGGCUACCUGAGAGGGGCACAUUUAAAAAACAAAAGCCAGCUCCAUAUUCCAGGUGUGGGAGACUUCCAAGUGAGCGAUGUGAACUUCCUCCCUGACCCGUGUCCUCUGCCAGAUGCUCAGAAGAAGAGAGCUCUGAAUGAGAAGGAGCGUCUGCUGUAUGCUCCCAUGGCCGGAGUGGGAGGUCUGGUCUACGACAAGGACGCUGUUUACAUCGACCUUCCUGCCAGCCAUUCCCGUCAGCAGCAGGAGGAGGUGCGUCCCACCACAGAGCUGGUCCAGUCUGUCAUCGACACUCACACAACUCUUGAUGCCAAGAUGGCAGCCAGCAAAGUGUCUCUGUUCACUGGCUCAGCCACAUUAGACCCGUCAGAUUUGAAUGAGCAGAACAGAGAGCCGGGGCUUCAGGAGGAACACAUCUGGGAUCCCAACAGCCAGAGGGAGAGGAGGAAGGUGGUCUUCCCAGGGGAGGAAGAGAACGUCAGCGAGUCAAGCAGUGAUGAGCAUAGUAGCAGUGAAGACGAUGAACAUGCUGCUGAUGAGGAUAUGAACGAUGAGUUAUUCACAUUAAUCAAAGAGGUCAGAGCUGAAUCUGAAACGAUGGCAGAAGGAGCUCCGCCCUCGAAGAUCCAGAAACUGGAGGAAGUUAAAAGUUGUGGGCAGUCAGUCGCAGAGCUUCCUGCGUUUGCAGACAGCAACGAUGAGCUAGAGAAGAGCGAAGAGGAGGACGAGGGUGAAGAUGAGAGCGAAGAGGAGAACGAGGUUGGGCGAGCAGAAGACUCUGGACAUUGUUCUGAAGAGGAGGAAGAAGAAUCUGCAGAUGAAGAGGUCAACACUGAUGGUGAGAGUGAGGAAGACGAGGAGCAGGGGGCUCUCAGAUGGAAGGAGGAUCUGCAGCAGAAGGCAGCCGAAGCGUUUCUACGGCAACAAGAAGCUGCCCCCAACCUCAGUAAAGUGGUUUAUGGUUCAGUUGUAGAAGCAGUUGAUUCUGAUGAAGAGGAUGAGGAACUGGGGGGGCUUUUUCGAGUCAGUCGCCCUCACAAGAGCAAAAGGUUACAGACAAACUCUGUAGACUGCUCCCGUUUCCCUCCCGACUCCUCCCUUAACUGGAAUUUGGAAGAGAUUCUGGAUUCAAUCAGGGACUGUUUUGUGACUGGAAAGUGGGAGGAAGGCCAAGAUGCUGCAACUCUCCUGAAGCAGGAUGAUGAGCUGUAUGGAGACUUUGAAGAUAUGGAAACAGGAGAAGUCCACAAGAGCCAAACAGCAGGGCAGCAGGAGGAGGAGGAGGAAAAUGGUGAGAGUGAUGAAGGUGAAGAGAUCCAGGUGAGGAUGGAAGAUGAGGAGGUUCAGAAGAACAAGCGCUUGGAGAAGAAGCGCCGUCUCAAGGAACGAUUCAAUGCAGAAUAUGAUGACGGUGAUGCCACGUACUUCGAUGACCUGAAGGAAGAGAUGCAGAAGCAGGCUGAGCUAAACAGAGCAGAGUUUGAAGAGAUGGACGAUGAGACCAGAGUGCAGUACGAAGGCUUCCGGCCUGGAAUGUACGUCAGGGUGGAAAUCCUUUCUUUGCCCUGUGAAUUUGUUGCAAACUUCGACCCCCAUUAUCCCAUCAUCCUUGGCGGUCUGGGCUCCAGCGAAGGCAAUAUAGGAUACCUUCAGCUGCGACUGAAGAAACACAGAUGGUAUGACCGUAUCCUGAAGACCAGAGACCCCCUCAUUUUCUCUCUAGGUUGGCGACGCUUCCAGACCAUCCCUCUUUACCACAUCGAGGAUCACAACGGACGCCACCGCCUACUGAAGUACACGCCACAGCACAUGCACUGUGGAGCCUCCAUCUGGGGUCCCAUCACCCCACAGGGAUCAGGGUUCCUGGCUCUGCAGUCGGUGGCAGGAACUAAAGCUCACUUUCGCAUCGCUGCAACAGGAGUUGUUCUGGACCUGGACAAAUCGGUUACAAUCGUGAAGAAGCUGAAACUAAUCGGAUAUCCGUACAAAAUCUUCAAAAACACCUCCUUUAUUAAGGGCAUGUUCAACACAGUGUUGGAGGUGGCCAAAUUUGAAGGAGCCUCAAUACGAACAGUGUCAGGGAUCAGAGGUCAGAUCAAGAAGGCGCUGUCUACACCUCCUGGAAGUUAUCGAGCUACGUUUGAGGACCGUCUGCUGAUGAGUGACAUUGUGUUCCUGCGUUCCUGGUACCCAGUGACCAUUCCUCAGCUAUACAACCCAGUCACUUCUUUGUUGAGGUCAGUAGGCCAGAAGGACAACUGGUCUGGAAUGAGGACCGUAGGACAGCUCAAACAUGACCUUGGAAUCCGCAACAAACCCAACACUGACUCUUUGUACAAGCCAAUAGCAAGAGCCAAACGACGCUUCAACCCCCUCCACAUCCCCAAGGAGCUCCAGAAGGCUCUGCCUUUCAAGAGCAAACCCAAAUUCCAACAACCCAAAGGAAAGAUGCCCAGGGAUCUCAGGAGGCCCUGUGUGAUCCGAGAGCCCCAGGAGAAGAAGGUGGCAGCACUGCUCCAUGCUCUGGGCACUGUCCACCAUUACAAGAAGAAGAAGACCACCACUGUGCAGCAUGCCAAGCACAAGGAGUUUCUCCAACAGAAGGAGAAGCAGGAGGAGGCUAAGCUUAAGAGACAAAAGGAGGCAAAGAAGAAACUGUACCGUUUGAUGGGCCAGAUGGACAAGAAGAAGUUGAAGUCGAGCCUAAAAGGGGCACCUAAAGAUGACUAGUCUGUCUGGAGUCACCAACCCACCCUUUGUAGAACUGGACUGGGAUACUUGGAAUUGUAUUAUUCAGCGGAUGUACUUCGUAGGAGUACUGGUCUGGUGACAUCUACUGAGAAAGGAAGGAAUUUGAUGUUUGAAAUGGUUUUUAAUAAAGUAGUAACUUCAA